CUGAAAAAUAUGGCUUCCACUCUUUUGGCCCUGGUUUUAACCUGUCUCACCUUUCAACUAGUGCUUAUCAAUGCACAAACACCGGUAGCUGCACCCACUACGGCUACAACACCGCCACCUUCUACCACACCGGUUGCACCAGCUGCACAAGCACCAACAACUGUAACACCACCCCCUGUAACAGCAGCAGCAACCCCACCCACAAUCCCGCCAACAACAUCCCCAGCCCCUAAAGUUGCACCAGCCACAAGCCCGACAGUUCCACCCCCAAAAACUCCACCAACACAACCACCAAAGAUUUCACCAGUCUCAACUCCAUCUCAGCCACCACCACUACCACCACUACCACCUCCAACACUACCACCACAGGUAUCCCCAACCCCAGCUCCUGUUAAAAAAUCACCAGCACCAGCACCAGCUAAGGUAGCACCAGUGCCCUCACCAUCACAAGCACCACCAGUCCCGGCGCCAACACCAUUGAAAGCAUCACCUGCGCCAGCACCAGUUGUUGCGGAACCAGCUCCAGCACCUGUGGAAGUGCCAUCACCUGCACCAGCUCCACAUAAACACAAGAAAAGGAAGCACAAGCACAGGAGGCAUCAUCAUGCACCAGCACCAGCGCCAACUGUCCAAAGUCCCCCAGCUCCACCUACAGUGACAGAUACAGUGGAUACAACACCAGCACCAUCACCAAGUUUGGAUUUGAGCGGAGGAAAUGCACUGCACCAGAAAGGAGCGAACUCUGCUAUCUGGAUUAUGACUGGAUUAGCUAUUCCUAUACUGCUGGCAAUGACAAACUAGCAUCUUAGAUGAUGAACUAUGAAUUCACUGGUGGUGCACGGAGACAUUUAUUUCAUAUGUAAAUCUCAGAUGUAGGAAUGAAUAAUGCAAGAGACAAACCAACAACAAUAGCAUUUUUGUAUAUGCCACAUGUUCAAUAUAUUGAGGGAGAUGAUUUUUGGGUUUCAAC
Messenger RNA from Fragaria vesca subsp. vesca, 970 nucleotides. RefSeq lists its product as uncharacterized. The record is from RefSeq and is a predicted model, not a curated record. Bases 10 to 801 code for a protein of 263 amino acids. Gene Ontology annotation, cellular component: plasma membrane. Lineage: Eukaryota; Viridiplantae; Streptophyta; Magnoliopsida; Rosales; Rosaceae. The transcript has 2 exons.